AUGAAGUCCAUCUGGAUCACAGCCCUCACGCUCGCCGCUGGCGCUCUUGGGAGCGCAGUCGUUCCACAGGGCCCACAAGUCCAAGUAGAGAGGAGGCUGCAUGAUUAUCAGUCUCCUGUCCUUGCAAAUCUUCUCCGUGAAAUUCGGAGCCAGACCGCUGGCAUAGAUCAUACCCUUGAUAAGUUUCGUGGCCCAAUCCCCAAUGACACGGCAAAGGCAGUUGCGUCGGUGAUCGGGUCACACUUCGAGAACAUCACAACGGCUCUGCGCACGGCCCAAGCAAUCCUGAGAACGCUGGGGAAAAAUGUCACGCUCGUCGACGAGGACGGAAGGCCCUGCAACUCGAGCUGUAUCUUGGACAAGACCAAGGGUAUGGUAAAAGACACCGGGGAGGCGGCCAAGAAGUCUCUCCUGAAGCUUGGGCUGCAUACGCUAGGAAAGUUUAUCGCCCCCGCGUUCCUGGUGCUGAGCGGUAUAAUCGUCGCCCUGAAUACCCUCGUCGGCGGAGCUUUGGCCGUAGUCGCUACCCUGGUAAACGGCAUGUUUUUGGCGAUUGCCGGCGGGAUUGCCUACCUUGGCCACCUAGUGUCUGAGAAAGAGAAGCAGAUGGCCGGCGGGCCGGACGGCUUCCUCACAAAGGAGGUUAGCAAAAUGAUCGGUGAGGCGGUGGACUCGCAUUUUGGGCUCUGA
Molecule: messenger RNA, 690 nt
Organism: Diaporthe amygdali
Lineage: Eukaryota; Fungi; Ascomycota; Sordariomycetes; Diaporthales; Diaporthaceae
Exons: 3
Coding region: 1-690 (229 amino acids)
Source: RefSeq, a predicted model, not a curated record